Messenger RNA from Rhineura floridana, 2625 nucleotides. RefSeq names its product aminoadipate aminotransferase (gene AADAT). Gene Ontology annotation, molecular function: pyridoxal phosphate binding; L-kynurenine:2-oxoglutarate transaminase activity. The coding region runs from base 480 to 1766 and encodes 428 amino acids. The record is from RefSeq and is a predicted model, not a curated record. Gene Ontology annotation, biological process: biosynthetic process. The transcript has 17 exons. Lineage: Eukaryota; Metazoa; Chordata; Lepidosauria; Squamata; Rhineuridae.
CACAGCAACCACCAUGUCUGCGCACAUGCCCAGAAGCAAAGGAGUCAGCGAGGGGGGCAGGCAAACGUCUCCGCGACUCCAAGAGCCGGUUCCCAGAGUUGCUCUCACUGAAGCAGGCCUCUACUGGCAACGGAGGGGAGGAUCCCUAAAAGCCGGACGGCGACGGUGCGGCUGUAGCUUCUUCAGACGCCUGACGCGAGGAGGCCCAGUUGACAACGGCUGAUGUUGACGGGGAAGCAUCCACAGAAUGUCACUGGCAUAAAAAAACAACAUCUUUUCUUCCAGUCUGAUGUGUUGGGACAUCCCAUGGCUGUGAUACUGACUGCUUAUAUUAGAUGGAUCAUUUUAAAAUGCUAUAGUUAAUACAGCUAAAGAAACACAGCCGAGCACUAAGGGCAAGAUCCAGUUCAAGUUAAGCACUUUUAAGACACAGUGUUUUGUUUGUUCAGAGGCUGGGUUAAGUGCUCGACACGCUAGUCAUGAAUUAUUCACGAUUUAUUACUGCAGUCAGUGCAGCAAGAAAAGCAUCUCCGAUAAGAGUCCUCACUGAAUUGAUGCAGAGGUCUCCCCCAUCACUAAUCUCGCUGGCUGGAGGAGCACCCAACCCCAAUACUUUUCCUUUCAAAACAGCUAGCAUUACCAUUGGAGAUGGAACAACUGUUGAAAUUGGGGAAGAUUUGAUGAAGAGAGCUCUCCAGUAUUCAGCCUCUGCAGGCAUUCCAGAGCUGCUGUCCUGGUUGAAGGAUUUACAGAAAAAUCUUCACAACCCUCCAACUGUGGAGUAUCUGCCUGAGGAAGGACAAAUGGAAUUGUGUGUCACCACUGGCAGUCAAGAAGGGUUGAGUAAAGUAUUUGAGAUGCUUAUUAAUCCUGGAGACACCAUCCUUUUGGAUGCGCCCACCUACCCCGGGACACUAGCAGCUCUGAGACCAUUGGGCUGUAACAUUGUCAAUGUCCCCAGUGACCAACAUGGCAUUAUUCCAAAAGCCCUGAAAGACAUUCUUUCCAAGUGGAAUCCAGAAGAUGUAAAAAAACAUAACAGCAACCUCCCAAAAUUUCUCUAUACAAUUCCUAAUGGUGGCAAUCCUACUGGAACCUCCUUGACAACAGAUCGCAAAAAAGAGAUCUAUCAGCUUGCAAGACAAUAUGAUUUCCUCAUAAUAGAAGAUGAUCCAUAUUACUUUCUUCAGUUUAAUAAGCCUUGGGCACCAACCUUUCUUUCAAUGGACAUCGAUGGCCGAGUUAUCAGGACUGACUCUUUCUCUAAGAUCCUCUCAUCUGGGUUAAGAAUAGGGUUUCUAACUGGCCCCAAACCUCUGAUCGACAGAGUUAUUCUUCAUAUUCAGGUUUCCACAAUGCAUACCAGUACUUUCACACAGCUUAUGAUAGCCCAACUUCUUCAACAAUGGGGGCAAAAAGGUCUCUUGGACCAUGUGGACAGUGUGGUGGACUUUUACAAGAAACAGAGGGAUGUGAUGCUUGCCGCAGCAGAUAAGAGGCUAAAAGGACUAGCAGACUGGCAUAUACCUGCUGCUGGAAUGUUUCUAUGGAUUCAAAUUAAAGGAGUUUCUGAUACACAGGAGCUGAUAAUGAAAAAAGCUUUGGAGAAGUGCUGCUGGUUCCUGGAACAGCAUUUAAUAUUAACAGUUCCGAUCCCAGCUCUUACGUCAGAGCUUCUUUCUCACUGUCUUCUCCAAACCAGAUUGAUCAGGGUUUUCAAAGGUUGGCUGACCUCAUCAAAGAAGCUGUAUGAUUUUAUUAAAUGAGACAUCUUUAAGCUAGAGAAUCUUCAAAAGAGACUCAACUUUUGAUCUCAUGGUGGCUUCCAACAGGGUGCCCUCCAGAUGUAGUGGGACUACAUCAGCCUCAGGCAUCAUCUGUUAGGAUGAUGGGAGCUAUAGUCCAACAUUGGCUACCCAUGGUCUACAGAGUAUGCUACGACUAGGAACAUACGUUUUCCUUCAUAUUGAUGCUGCUGUUUUAAGGCUGUAUAUUAACAUCUCAGAACGCCAGUGAAGUAAUUUAUGCAGGGAUACUUAGAUUAAGCUGCUGUGGAAGUGUUACCCUCAUUGUGUGACACCACCUUAUAGAAAAAGUUUAGUAUCUUCCUGGCUUCAUGGUGCUGCUCUUUCUCUGUUUUUGUUUGCCUAAAGUUGAGCAUUACAAAUUUCAAAGUUGUGUUAACUUUUGCUAGAUUGAAAUUAGUUUAUAAAAUCCACCCCUUUUCUAUCCUUUUGUGCAUCAUCUUGUUUUCCUCAUAUUUAAUUAGAAAUAUUCUGAAUUAACUACAUUCUGUAUUGAUUUACUGUUUCGACUUUUAAAGCAAACACAAAUUUUAGCUGAAAGAAAAAUAUUGACGCCACAGAUUGGAGGCUUAAUUUCAGGAAAACACCAUUUUUUGUUGGGCAAUCAGAGUUUGGGGCUGGCUUCUCAACAACGGGCAACUGUUUUUUGCUGACCCGUGUAAUGGCUAAAUAUUCCAGCCUAGAACACCACAUGCCACUUUUGUGGAUUUAAAGGAUGCAAUUGAUGCCAUAAAAUGGGGGUAUGUUCUGGACAAAGCUUUCCCAUACAAAUCCUGAUGGCUUUCUUUUAAAAAAAAUAAAAAUAAAAGCUAUGGAAUAA